AUGAAAAAAGUGGGCUGGGACAUGAACUGAGCAAGGUGGCACAUUUAGAAGAUCUUUGCAGCAGUAGUUCCUGACCAGACUUCCCUAAAACUGUCAUUGCUGGCUUCGUGUGUGAUCCUGUCCCCUUGUGUAUCCGGUUGAACUCCCAUCAUACACUUCCACUUCUCCCUGUUAUUGCUGUCAUGAAUGACUUUAACUUACUCUAUGUUAUACUCGGCAUUGUCUUCUGGUGCUGUUUCUUCACCUGCAGCUGUCUGUGCAGGAGCGCUGCCAAUCCAAACUCUGAGGUGGCUGCUGCUACCCACACCUUGGUCACUGCCACACCUCAGCAGUAUCCACAGCAGUACCCUCAGUACCCAGUACCCCCUCAGUCCUAUCAGAGAGUGCCCUACCAGCCAGUACCAGGGCACCCUGGUUACCCAGCUAUGCCUGGCAAUCAAGCUGUGCUCAUGACCAUACCACUCAGCCAUGAACAGCCAUUUACGCCACCACCAUCGUAUCAGGAUGCAAUUGGUCCCACCUAUCCUCUGCAACCAAUCAACCAAUCUUCCAGCCAGCCAAAGCCUCCAGCCCAGCCACAGUCCAAUGCUCUAACUGACAGCUCAGACUUCCUCGCCAGCUCGGCAAACAACCAGGAAUUUGUUCUGCCAUAUAGGCUGGAUUCUUAGUGUAUCAAUCAGACAGAAAAUUUUUUACCACCUGUGGUUAAUUCAUUAUUUAAUUCAAUUUGACAAACUAAGCCUUGUACACAGGGAAAGUUGUUGUUUGUUAUGUUUUUUGUGUUCACACGGACAGAAGACUUCCCUGCUAAGGCGUUUAUUUUUUGCCCCAUCUUAUAGCCUCAUGUCCAAAAUGGUUGGAAACGCUGUGCAAAAUGUAAACAAUUACUGAAUGCAGUGAUGUGCAAAUAACAUAAAGAUCACAUU
Molecule: messenger RNA, 926 nt
Organism: Pundamilia nyererei
Lineage: Eukaryota; Metazoa; Chordata; Actinopteri; Cichliformes; Cichlidae
Product: protein shisa-5-like
Exons: 4
Coding region: 183-668 (161 amino acids)
Source: RefSeq, a predicted model, not a curated record